This is a messenger RNA of Staurois parvus, 377 nucleotides long. Lineage: Eukaryota; Metazoa; Chordata; Amphibia; Anura; Ranidae. The record is from the annotation of a GenBank genome assembly.
UGAGAUUAUGUGAAUGAGCCCUGAGACUGUUGCCCCCAUUAACCACUUCCCCGUCUGGCCCAUGUAUAUAAACGGCCUCCCCGCCCCCUGCUUGUGCGCGCUCCCUGGGAGCGCGCAUCACCGCAAUCCGGUGCCCGCUGUGUCCUUCGGACACAGUGGAACACUGAUCGUCGGACGGGACCUCUGUACGAGGUCCCGAUCAUGUGAUCACUGAUUGGCCAAUCAGUGAUCACAUGCAGAGUAGUAAGCAAGAUGUCACUUCUGACAUCAUUACUUACUACGUGUGAAAUCUGUGAAUGAUCACAGAGAUCACAUGGUACAGGGCUAUUCACAACAGCCUUGUACCAUGUGACAAGCUGUGACCAAUCACAGCUCAC